UCAAGAAGUAUUUAUUCUUAUUUUUCUGAAGGAGAGAAUCUCUGCUUUCUGUGGAUCCCCCAAGGUCAAAUAACUGGUGAAUUCAAACCUCAGCUCAGCUGAAUAAUCUCUCAUCCAUCCAUCCAUCAAUCCACUCAUUCAUCUAUCCAGCAUCCAUCCAACCAUCCAGUCAUCCAUCCAUCCAUUUGUUCAUUUAUCAUUAUCAUCCAUCCAUCCAUCCAUUCAUCCAUCCAUCCGUUCAACACGUAUUUAUGUCACAACUCCCUUUAGGGCCCCAGACUGGGGUGGCGUGAACCUUGGCCUUAUUCUCCUGUACUCUGUGAGGACAGCAUGUCCCCCACAGAGCCAUCACAGGGAGUGGGAGUACCGUGCUGGACACACAGUGCAGUCUUUGAAUACCUCCCUCCCUCCUUUAUCUGGGAUGAUGAUAAUAUCCGUCUCACCCAGUUGUCUCAUGGUGAGGUGAUGAUGGUGGACCAAAGACCCUAUGUGAUUGUGAGAGCCUCGGUGCUCGAGCGAUGACAACUGUGAUUCUUAGUUUCUCGGCAGCAGGGACCCUGUCAGGUUCACUCCUGCACCUCGCAGAGGCCAGCACAGAGUAGGCACCCAGGAGCUGCUCCCAAAGGAGCCGUGUCCACAGCCCAGCUCCUGAGGUCACGUGGUGUCGGGGAAAGCCACACACAACCCUGGACCCUGGGUGUGACUUGUGCCUCUGCUAUUCAGCGGCCCCAACGAGGAGAAAAUUCACCCCCAGAAAACCAAAUGCUUAGGACAAUCAGGUGGAUGAGAAACUUGGGAGGGAUGGUGCCGAACAGCCCAGAAAAUACAGAUGCUUUGAGGAAAUAACUGCUGUGUGGAAGGAUUCAGACCUGAUUUUACUAGGGAGCCUCAGACUUGAUAAAUCAUCAAUGUGGGUUCCUUUUUCUGUCUUCCUUAACAUCCCCUUUCCUCCUCUUCUCCUGGUUCUGGGCCAAAUAGCAUUUCCCAAGAAUCUGAAAUGAACUCCUUAAGCGUCAGCAUCCUGGGAAGUUAGAGUUCCCCCAGGAUCUGGGGACAUUCUGACACAUGUGUGCACACACACAGACACACAGGGACACACACAGACAGACACAUGGACACAGAGACACACUCAAAUACACACAGAUACACAGACGCAACACAGACACACUCACAGACAUACACAGAUGCACACAGACACAGAGACACACACCGGCAUACCCACACAGAAACACACACAGACGUAUACACACAUACACACAAGCUCGCAUGUGCAGAGGCCAAGGACAGUGACAGCUGCAUUUGUCAGGAGCCAUGCAUUCCCACGGAGCUGUGGAUUCUCAGAGACUGACCUCAAGGACAAAACCUUCCCUGGAUCCCCUGAGGAAUUGUGACAUCAACUCUCCAAUUCUGGGGUUCUCUUUUUAAUCCCUUUUACAUUAUUAAUAUAAAUGAACGGGCAUUUAUAAAUAACCAGUGAUGCACGGAGUUGGGGGGAUGAUGGAGCAGGUGGCCGGGGACAUGGGUAACAAGGAGGAGUCCUGACUGCAGAGGAUUUAAAGACAAUGAAACCCGAGUAGAAAUCAGUCUGCGUUUACUAGAGCCCUGCGCUGGCCGGUGUAAACUGUGUCAAUGGUAAAUACUCCUCCCCCUCCCCCACCACUUGGGAGUCCACUGUAAAUAACAGUAUUAAUGAUGCUAUGUGAACAUGAAAAACAUGUUCUUGUUUUAAAGAAAGAAGUCAGAAGGAAGGAAAUUCUGACCACUGCUACAACAUGAUGGACCUUGAGGACGUCACGCUGAGUGAAGAAGAGGCCACUCAAUCCAGCUGAAUCCCGGAAGCCUUAAAACACCCAGAAUACAAACCCUUCCCUGGAGGUAGAUGCCGCCGCCCCUCGCCUCUUGAUCAUCCAUCUGAGGGUCUCCAAGGCUGCAGCUGCAGAGCCUGAAGGUCCGCGGUGCCUCUGAGGCUCCCAUCUGCACCUUGUCGGUGCACGAGAGUCACCUGGAGACCUAGGCCUCCCUCCGCACCCCACAGGCCAGCUCAAUCAGUCUCUGGCGUGGGGCCCUGGCGGCAGGGUGGGCGGAGCUCCCCACGUGAUUCCAAGAACAGUUGACAUUGGUCAGAAACCAGCCCCGUGGGGAUGGGCCAAAUGCCCCUAAAGACAUGCCACCUGCUGAGAGCAUUUAAGGCCAACCAGGGGGGCUGGAGACUGCGGCUCCCUGUCAGGUGCUUUACUUCUUCUAGUCAAUAUGCCGACUUUAGAAGCUCCGGAAGAGAGGCUGAGAAAAUUUAAGUAUCGUGGCAAAGAUGCAUCUAUGAGGCGGCAGCAGAGGAUAGCAGUCAGCCUGGAGCUCCGGAAAGCCAAGAAGGAUGAGCAGUCCUUGAAGAGGAGAAACAUCACGGAUGUCUCCCCUGACGCUUCUGAGCAACAGACCAAACGGGUCAGCCUCACCCUGCAAGAAAUAAUCAAUGGUGUCAAUGCCUCAGAUCCAGAACUAUGUUUCCAGGCCACCCAGGCAGCCAGGAAAAUGCUGUCCCGGGAAAAGAACCCUCCUCUGAAGCUGAUUGUUGAUGCAGGGCUCAUUCCCAGGCUGGUGGAGUUCCUGAAGUCAUCCCUUCAUCCCCACUUGCAGCUCGAGGCAGCCUGGGCUCUGACCAAUAUUGCCUCCGGUACUUCGGAGCUGACUCGUGCUGUCGUGGACGGAGGGGCCAUCCAGCCCUUGGUUGAGCUCCUGUCUUCCCCUCAUAUGACUGUGUGUGAACAGGCAGUGUGGGCCCUUGGUAAUAUAGCAGGUGAUGGACCAAAAUUCAGAGACGACGUUAUCUUGAGUGAUGCCAUUCCACGUCUGCUGACCCUGGUUUCAUCAAGUAUACCAGUCACAUUCCUGCGGAACAUCACGUGGACCUUGUCCAACCUGUGCCGGAACAAGAACCCAUACCCUUCUGAUCACGCAGUGAAGCAGAUGUUGCCCACCCUCUUCCACCUCCUGUGGCACCCAGAUGAAGAGGUUCUCUCGGACACCUGCUGGGCUCUGUCCUACCUCACUGACGGCUGUGAUACACGCAUCGGCCAAGUGGUGGACACGGGGGUCCUGCCCAGGCUGGUUGAGCUCAUGAGCAGCUCAGAACUCAAUGUCUUGACCCCCUCUCUGCGCACUGUGGGGAACAUUGUCACAGGGACAGACCACCAGACCCAGCUGGCCCUGGACGCAGGCAUCCUAGCUGUGCUGCCCCAGCUCCUCACACACCCCCGCUCCUCCAUCCAGAAGGAGGCAGCCUGGGCCCUAAGCAACGUGGCCGCGGGGCCCCGCCAGCACAUCCAGCAGCUGAUCGCUUGCGGUGUGCUGCCUCCCUUGGUGGCUGUUCUAGAAAACGGAGAAUUUAAAGUCCAGAAAGAGGCUGUCUGGACAGUGGCUAACUUCACAACUGGGGGCACCGUGGACCAGUUGAUCCAGCUUGUCCAGGCUGGAGUCCUGGAGCCACUAAUAAAUCUUCUCACCAUCCCAGACACCAAAAUUGUUCUCAUCAUUCUCGACAUCCUCUUUUUUAUCCUCCAGGCAGCAGAGAAGAUUUCUCAGAAGGAAAGCAUGUGUCUGCUGAUAGAAGGACUCGGUGGGAUUGAUAGAAUUGAGGCUUUGCAACUUCACGAGAACCGUCAGAUUGCCCUGACUGCUCUGAACAUUACUGAGAGACACUUCUCUGAGGAAGAAGGGACUGGCACAACCUUACCAGCCCGGGACCAAGGUCACGAAUUCUUAAAGCACUUAACAAACACAUACCAAAGCUCCACAACUCCUAAAUCAGGGACCAGACCCAAAAAGUCACCUCUUGAAGAACCCCUUCCCCUUGGUGUACUACAGCGUCACACGGAAAUGUCAUGCCCAAAGCACGGUCUUUGCUGGUCCUUGACAGGUAAGGAGGAAAGAUGUGUGGGUGUCCAUCCAAAAUAUGGCUGGAAGGCAGUUCGUGGUCUCACAAGCUUCUCAUCCAGUUGUGAGAACAAAUCUAUGAUUCAGUGGACACUGGGCUUUCCAGUCAGUAUCUCAUCUCCUUUUGGGGUGACUCCGCCAGCUGCUGAGGGCUGUGUUGGGGGGAUGGGAUCCUCUAAGGGUUCUGCUCUCCCACAUGGAAAUGGAGGGGACCUGGGAGAUUCCUCUCAACUCCCUCUUUUGUUCAUCAGCUCAGAACCUCCUAGUUGGGCACAUCUUUGGCUAAGCAGAAUCUCAUUCUCUGAGGACCUUGAAUCUGAGACCCAGGCAUUGAGCCCAGAAGAAACAGAGAACUGGGAAGUGUUUGCUUCAGCGGCAAGGCUUUACACUCAGUGGAAUGGAUGUCCUCAGUGGUUGUCUGCUUCCUGCUUCUCCAAGGCUGCCCUUUGGUUCUAUACAUUCUCCCAUAUUCCUCCCAUAGACUGUCUUAUAUAGAGAGAGAUAUAUAUCUUGGCUGCGCCACGCGGCUUUCAGGAUCUUAGUUCCCUGACCAGGGAUUGAACCCCGGCCACGGCAGUGAAAACGCUGAGUCCUAACCACUGGAUCACCAGGGAAUUCCCUAGAUUGUCUUUUUUAAAGUAGCUAUAGUUAGUUUCUGUUGCUUGCAGCUGGAAGAAUCUUAACUGACACACAUGAAGAGUGAAAACUAAACCAUAACUAGUUAUUAUUUAAAUCCAAAAGCUCUAUUACGUCUCAUUCUAUAAAGUUCGUGUAUAAAAUUUGAAUUUUUAAGUUAAAAAUAUGCAAAAAAUAUAUAA
Molecule: messenger RNA, 4748 nt
Organism: Lagenorhynchus albirostris (white-beaked dolphin)
Lineage: Eukaryota; Metazoa; Chordata; Mammalia; Artiodactyla; Delphinidae
Gene: KPNA7
Product: karyopherin subunit alpha 7
Exons: 13
Coding region: 2251-4425 (724 amino acids)
Biological process (GO): NLS-bearing protein import into nucleus
Cellular component (GO): cytoplasm; nucleus
Molecular function (GO): nuclear import signal receptor activity; protein binding
Source: RefSeq, a predicted model, not a curated record